This is a messenger RNA of Bipolaris sorokiniana ND90Pr, 1749 nucleotides long. RefSeq lists its product as uncharacterized. The record is from RefSeq and is a predicted model, not a curated record. Lineage: Eukaryota; Fungi; Ascomycota; Dothideomycetes; Pleosporales; Pleosporaceae. The transcript has 3 exons. Gene Ontology annotation, molecular function: transmembrane transporter activity. Gene Ontology annotation, biological process: transmembrane transport. Bases 1 to 1671 code for a protein of 556 amino acids.
AUGGACAAUCACUGCAACAGAGCCACCGACGAAGAAAGCCUCUCCAGCAACGCGCAAGCUGGUGUUAAAGCCGUUGAAGCUGCAGCACUAGUAUGGACAAAAUACAAUCUCAUCGGCGCCUAUGUGAUCAUCUGGUGGAUCUACUUCGUCACCGCCCUCCAAGAAGUCGUCGUCCGCGCUAUGAAUCCCUAUGUUACCAGUGCCUUCCGUCUACACUCUCUUACAGCCGCCACUGGAAUCAUGUCAUCCAUCAUCGGUGGACUAUCCAAGAUUCCCUUAGCUAAGCUACUGGACAUGUGGGGUCGACCCCAGGGUCUCUUGCUCUCGCUGUGUGUGUGGAUAGUGGGAUACAUCAUGAUGGCUUCAUGUCAGAAUGUAGAGACGUAUGCUGCGGCGCAAGUCUUCUCAUCUACAGGAUCACAAGCAGUUUCCUACAUCCUUACUGUCUUCAUCGCCGAUACCUCGACGCUCAAGAAUCGCGCCCUCAUGCUCUCCUUUGCAACCUCCCCCUACAUAAUCACAACCUGGAUCGGCGGCCCCGUUGCUCAAUCCGUUCUCGCUGGCCCCGGCUGGCGCUGGGCCUUUGGUAUCUUCACCAUCAUCAUCCCUGUCGUCGUCGUUCCUCUCGCCGUCUUGGUCCUCUUCAAUGAUCGCAAGGCGCAGAAACAAGGCUUACUCGAGCCACGCCGCAUCGACUGGAGCGCCGCAGCCGUCAAGAAGUUCUGCGUCGACAUCGAUGCCGUCGGUAUACUGAUCUUGGUAGCAGGUAUGGCGCUAUUCUUGCUACCGUUCAGUUUAUACAGCUACCAAGCUGAGAAGUGGAAGAGUCCCAUGAUUAUCGGUAUGAUAGUCGCUGGCUUCAUUCUACUCAUCGCCUUUCCUAUCUGGGAACGGUUCUUCGCACCAGUCACGUUCAUCCCGUAUAAACUACUCUUGGACCGAACCGUCUUCCUCGCUGGCGUCAUGUUCAUCUUUGUUUACUUUAACAGCGCGGUUUGGGGAUCAUACUUUGGGUCCAUGUUGCAGGUGGUUUGGAACCUCAACGUCACUACAGCCAGUUAUGUCCAGAGUAUCUACCGCGUUGUAUCCUGCUUCUGGUGCUUGGCUGCUGUGGGACCGGCGAUUAGGAUCACAGGAAGGUUCAAGUGGAUCGCCGUGUUCUUUGCGCUGCCCAUUGAUAUGCUGGCGCUGGGACUAAUGAUUCAUUUCCGUCAGCCUGGAACAUCGGUGGGGUACAUCGUCAUGACGCAGAUCUUUACGGCAGUAGCUGGAGGCACCAUCGUUAUCGCUGGCGAGCUGGCCAUGAUGGCGCCUUCGGAUCAUCAGCAUAUGGCUGUCAUCAUCGCCGUUCUCAACCUCUUCUGCUCUAUCGGUAGUGCAAUUGGAAGCACCGUCUCGGCUGCUAUCUGGACUGGAACGUUUUACAACAAUCUCGUCAAGAAUGUUCCGGCUAGUGUUAAUGUUGCGGACAUUUACGCUUCGUUGCCAAACCAGCUAUCGCAUGAGUGGGGAUCGCCGGAGAGGACUGGUAUCGCGCAGUCUUAUGCAGACUCGCAGCGACUUAUGCUCAUUACCAGCAUUUGCAUGUUGUCAUGCGCUCUCAUUGCGGCUGCGUUCUGGCGCGACAUUAACGUCAAGAACAUCAAACAGGUCAAGGGACGCGUUGUUUGAGUGAUAUCUAGGUGCGGGUAAGGAGGUCAUCAUGGUGAUCUGUACGGCAGCAUGAAAGUAUAGAAAAAUUGUACGUGC